Molecule: messenger RNA, 3444 nt
Organism: Myripristis murdjan (pinecone soldierfish)
Lineage: Eukaryota; Metazoa; Chordata; Actinopteri; Holocentriformes; Holocentridae
Product: MAM domain-containing glycosylphosphatidylinositol anchor protein 2-like
Exons: 15
Coding region: 1-3444 (1147 amino acids)
Biological process (GO): homophilic cell-cell adhesion; synapse organization
Cellular component (GO): axon; plasma membrane; neuronal cell body
Molecular function (GO): protein binding; axon guidance receptor activity
Source: RefSeq, a predicted model, not a curated record
AUGGGUUUAGUUGUCGGUCUUCUGUGGCUGUUUACCGGCUUCCUGCAGGGCGUGCACUGCCAGGGCGUGUACGCGCCCCCUACAGUGCGCAUCGUGCACUUGGGCCACGCCUGUAACGUGGAGGAGGAGCGCUACAGCGAGCGAGUUUACACCAUCAGAGAGGGAGAGACGCUGGAGCUGCAGUGCCUGGUGACGGGACACCCCCGCCCUCUGAUCCGCUGGACGAAGACGGCAGGCGGCGCCGCAGAUCGUCACGGUGACACCUCGCUGCUUAACGACACGCUGCGAAUCGCCGCCAUCAGCCGCCACCAGGGGGGGCGCUACUACUGCAAGGCCGACAACGGGCUGGGCUCCCCCGCCAUCCGCUCCAUCCGGGUCGACGUCUACUACCUGGACGAGCCGCUCAUCACGGUGCACCAGAGCAUCGGCGAGGCCAAGGAGCAGUUCUACUACGAGCGCACGGUGUUCCUGCGCUGCGUCGCCAACUCCAACCCGCCCGUCCGCUACAGCUGGAGGCGGGGCCGCGACGCGCUGACGCAGGGCUCCGACGCCGGCGUGGAGAUCUACGAGCCCUUCUUCACACAGGGCGAGACGAAGAUCCUGAAGCUGAAGAAUCUUCGUCCUCAGGAUUACGCCGACUACAGCUGCAUCGCCUCCGUCAGGAACGUCUGCGGCAUCGCCGACAAGAGCGCCCACUUCAGCCUGAGCAACCGCACCGCCUCCCCCUCCAUCAAGCUCCUGCUGGACAGCCCCCUGGUGGUGAACCCGGGCGACACCGUCACGCUGGUGUGUGUGGCGUCCGGAGGAGACCCCGCCCCCGCGCUGCGCUGGGUGCGGGCCGAGGGGGCGGAGCUUCCGGCCCGCAGCGUGCUGAACGGCGGCACGCUGACCGUCCCCGCCGUUACCAACGACGACGGCGGCGAGUACAGCUGUGUGGCGAGCAACAACGUGGGAAACCCCGCCAAGAAGUCCACCAACAUCCUGGUCAGAGGUCUGCGUAAGGGGCGGUUCUGGAUCACGCCCGACCCGUACCACAACGACGACCACAUCAAGAUCGGCCGCGAGGUGAAGAUCAGCUGCCAGGUGGAGGCCACGCCCCCCGACGAGCUGCAGUUCGGCUGGCUGAAGAACGGGCGGCCGCUGCGCAGCUCCGAGCGCAUGGUGAUCACACACACCGAGCUGUCGCCGGGGACGACCAACCUCGACAUCAUCGACCUCAAGUUCACCGACUUCGGCACCUACACCUGCGUGGCGUCGCUGAGGAACGGAGGCAUCCCCGAGAUCAGCAUCGACGUCAACAUCUCCUCCACCACAGUUCCCCCGGAGCUGACGGUCCCGAGCGGCAGGUCUCACCUCAUCGCUCAGGAGGGCGACACGGUGGAGCUGCAGUGUUUGGUCUCUGGGAAACCCAAACCCAUCAUCCUGUGGUCGCGGGUGGAGGAGGGCGGGGCCGCGGCGGUGGCGGCGGCGGCGGCGGCGGCCGUGAUGCCGGACGGCUCGGCGCAGAUGGAGAGCUACGACGGCGUCCUGCGCAUCACCAACGUGUCCCGAGAGAUGAGCGGGACGUACCGCUGCCAGACCAGCCAGUACAACGGCUUCAACGUCAAACCCAGAGAGGCCGAGAUCCGGCUGGUGGUGCAGUUCCCUCCCACCGUGGAGCCGUCCUACACGGAGGUGCGUCAGGGUUUGGGCCGGGCCUUCAGCCUGCGCUGCCGGCUGCUGCGCGCCCACCCGGCCCGGCUGCUGCGUUACGAGUGGAAGCUGGGCUCGCGGCUGCUGACGGUGGGCCAGCUGGCCGACACCAGCGACGACACCGACUACCACGUCCGCGCGCUCAACCGCGAGGGCUACGGCGAGUACACCUGCGACAUCACCAACGAGGCCGGGGCGGGACGCUGCACCUUCCUGGUCACAGGGAAGGCGUACGCCCCGGAGUUUUACUACGACACGUACGGCGCCCUGUGGCAGAACCGGCCCAGAGUCUACGGCUUCAAGCUGCAGUGGACGCAGAUGGAGCCGGGCGCCGUCGACCGCAUCGUCGCCUACCGGCUGGGCAUCCGCCAGGUGGGUCAGUCCCGGUGGUGGGAGCAGGAGAUUCCCAUGGAGAUGAACAUCCAGAAGGGGGAGCUGCUCACCUACAACCUGACCGAGCUCAUCAAGCCCGAGUCCUACCUGGUCCGCCUGACGCCCAUCACCCGCUACGGCGAGGGCGACGCCACUGAGCGCAUCAUCACCUACAGCGGUACCGCCCCCCGUGACAUCACCAGCCACCCGUCCAGAUCUAAUGUGAUGUGGGCCCUUUGCAGCUCUAACAGCUCCAGCUGCUCCAGGCUCUCCACAGGUUCAGCAGCAAGCCGCAGAUUAAGUCCCUCCACCGAACAAAGCGAGCGCUUCAUGUGGGCAGACAAACCAAACACAGAGGAGGAGGCCAAGUUCAGAGAGAACGUUUCAUCAGCUCCUCUGUCACUUCUGACAGAUAAACAGAGAAGUCAGGCAGCGCUCGGCUCUCCCACCGGCACGACACGCUGUCAGCCAGAUUACAGCCCCACGCAUCUGCAGCAGCCAGAUUACAGCCCCACGCAUCUGCAGCAGCCAGAUUACAGCCCCACGCAUCUACGGCUGCCAGAUUACAGCCCCACACAUCCGCAGCUGCCAGAUUACAGCCCCACACAUCCACGGCUGCCAGAUUACAGCCCCACACAUCCACGGCUGCCAGAUUACAGCCCCAUGCAUCCACAUCAACCAGAUUACAGCCGCACGCAUCCGCAGCAGCCAGAUUACAGCCCCACGCAUCUACAUCAGACAGAUUACAGCCCCACUCAUCCACAGCUGCCAGAUUACAGCCCCACACAUCCACAGCUGCCAGAUUACAGUCCCACUCAUCUGCAGCAGCCAGAUUACAGCCCCACGCAUCUGCAGCAGCCAGAUUACAGCCCCACGCAUCUACAGCAGACAGAUUACAGCCCCACUCAUCCACAGCUGCCAGAUUACAGCCCCACGCAUCCACAGCUGCCAGAUUACAGUCCCACGCAUCUACAGCUGCCAGAUUACAGUCCCACUCAUCUGCAGCAGCCAGAUUACAGCCCCACGCAUGCACAGCAGCCAGAUUACAGCUGCCGCUCAUAUCCAUUCACACAGAGCAAGACCCUCAGAUUACAGCGGCGGCUGUGUGGACAGGAACAGAGCCGGAGCUGCAGCUUCCUGUCCCAGAUCUGUAGCGCUAACUCAACGCUAGCGCCGCUAACACGCUGUGGCAAGCCGCACUACACCUCUGCCAACCGCCGCAGGUCCAUGUCAGAGCGAGGGGACGUCCCGGAUCAGCCGGCGGGACGCUGGCGGCGGGACGCUGGCGGCGGGACGCAGCCGGCGGGACGCAGCCGGCGGGACGCGUCCGGCUCCAUGUUUGUUCUCAUGACGUCCAAACAGAAAAAGUCAUCAUCCUGA